AUGGUCCGCUUCUCCAACGGUGUUCCCCAAGCGAUAUGGUAUUCCCAACACGCCAACGGCCAAGCCUUCACCUACCCGACCGUCACCAAACACUCUGACAAUCUCCGUCCCAUAGCCUACUCCUCCAAAGGAAGUCAUGCCAACUAUGCCAUACCGGGAAAGCAUGAUCACACAAUCCCCAACCUCAACCUACCGGCCGGUGUGCUCGAGGACGACACGGAUCAGGGCACGCUGUGGGAUCCUUUGUUGUCCGCCUGGUUCUACCAUUUCGAGGCUGACAGUAAUGACUUCACGGCUUUGGGCGAAGGUACGCCGACCGAGUGGUUGAUGUUCAAGGGGAGAUGGGGCGAUGAAAAGUAUCCCAACAGUGACCCGAGGCAAAGGGAGCUGUUCGGUCAGACCAAGUUUAGCAGUGGGCCAACGGGGCCGGCGGACAAGCAGCUGAACAGGAAAGAGGUUUGUCCGGAAAAUGGUCUCAUCUGUAUUGUGAGGAGGAUACUGGUGCCAAGGAGCGAGGAAGGUGUCAUGGUCACGUCCUAG
Molecule: messenger RNA, 540 nt
Organism: Plenodomus lingam JN3
Lineage: Eukaryota; Fungi; Ascomycota; Dothideomycetes; Pleosporales; Leptosphaeriaceae
Source: RefSeq, a predicted model, not a curated record